Molecule: messenger RNA, 819 nt
Organism: Phaeoacremonium minimum UCRPA7
Lineage: Eukaryota; Fungi; Ascomycota; Sordariomycetes; Togniniales; Togniniaceae
Product: putative oxidoreductase domain-containing protein
Exons: 4
Coding region: 1-819 (272 amino acids)
Molecular function (GO): nucleotide binding
Source: RefSeq, a predicted model, not a curated record
AUGGCUCCUAUUAAAGUCGGAAUUGUUGGCUACGGGUUUGGUGCUAGAAACUUUCACGUACCAUUCAUUCAAGCAAUCCCUGAUUACGAGAUCACUGCCAUUUUCCAGAGGUCGGAAGCUCCCAGCGACCCUGCAUCAGCAGCGCCUGGUUCUCACUGCACAGUCGACUUUCCUAAUAUCAAGCACUAUCGCAAAGAAGAGGAGUUCUUCGCUGAUCCCGAUAUCAAUCUUGUCGUCGUUGUCACCCGAACAGAUACACACGCUUCGUUCGCAGAGAAGGCUUUGCUGGCGGGGAAGCAUGCCCUCGUCGACAAACCAUUCGCGAAAUCGGCAGAAGAUGCCGACCGUGUUAUCAAACUCGCCGAGAGCAAAGGAUUGAUCUUAACCUGUUAUCAGAACCGCAGAUGGGAUGGCGAUUUCAGGACGCUCAGAGGCCUCAUACAGCAAGGUGCCCUGGGUACGAUCAAGGAGGCGGAAAUACACUAUGACUUCGAGUCGCCACCAUGGCUCUUCAGGCCUGUCACAGGGCCUGUUCCGCCAGAAAAUGGAAUGGCAUUUGGUUUGGGUUCACAUAGCGUCGACCAGGCGCUAGUUCUCUUCGGCCGACCGAAGUCUGUGACAGGCUUCUACCGUACCCAAAUAGACAACGGUAGCAAUGUGGAGGAUUCUUUCACGAUCAUCCUCCAGUACGAUGGUCCGCAAAAGGAUUUGCUCGUCACAGUCAAGACUUCGGUAACCACACCGCUGAAAGAGCAGAUUAAAUAUAUUAUCCGUGGAACUGAGGGCUCCUAUGUCAAGGUAUGCCUUCGCACGCGAUGA